CGUCGAGGUGGCUGCACGAUGGCGGUCUAAAGAUGGGGGAGACGGCCCCUCUCGCCGACUUGGGGAGACAGCAUCCGUCCGCCGAGAUGUGGAGGGUCAGGACUGCGGAACUUGCAAGUAGGGAAAAAUCUCGAGAAUGGAUGGGGAAAAAAGAGAGAGAAGGUAGGUGUUAACUGGCGGUUUAGUUCAGCCUCGAUACCAGGAUUUAAGCGAACCUUGUUUGGUUUUGGACAACCUCUCCGAUACUGUUGACGGAGUUGACCUGCAGCCACCAUGAACAAUCCGAAGCUGCCAUUUUCCAUUACCAGAAUGCCUAACAGCUUAUUUUACACAAACCCUGGUUCUUAUCUCCCCUUCACCUCUCGAUAUUUGGUUAUCUACCAAACCUCAGCUCGCCGCAUCACGCGCCCUACCUUGCACGGAAUACUUUGAGAAAAUCCCUCACCACGCCACUACAGCGCCAGCCAAAGACGGGGAUCGAGAGGCCAAGAUGCUUAGCCCGACGCGUAUCCUCCUCGUCGUCCUCGGAGCCCUGUUCGCCGGCGGCGCCACGGCCGCUCCCCUGCACGCGGCCCAUCACAAAGAGGGAGUGGCCGCCGGCGGACUCGGCAACGCCCCUCCUAGCCUGGAAGCUCAUGAAAGGAGCGAGAAGCGGUGGCUGGUUCCGGCCUGGCUGGGCGCGAAGCCCUUUGGGGAGAAGGCGGAGCAGGUCAGGGAUGGCAAUGACGAUGCCUCGGCUGCCUCUUCGCCUACUUCCCGCAUUUCUGCCAUACUACCGAGUUCGCCGGGCCGUGCUUCCGGCCCGUGA
This is a messenger RNA of Gaeumannomyces tritici R3-111a-1, 808 nucleotides long. RefSeq lists its product as hypothetical. Bases 491 to 808 code for a protein of 105 amino acids. The record is from RefSeq and is a predicted model, not a curated record. Lineage: Eukaryota; Fungi; Ascomycota; Sordariomycetes; Magnaporthales; Magnaporthaceae. The transcript has 2 exons.